CCGCCUUGAACUUCCUUUCUGGCAGCGGCUAAAUCUACGCCAACAUGCCACUCGCAAAAGACUUGCUGCACCCAACCCCUGAGGAGGAGAGGAGGAGGCACAAGAAGAAGCGUCUCGUUCAGAGUCCCAAUUCUUAUUUCAUGGAUGUCAAGUGUCCAGGAUGUUAUAAGAUCACAACUGUGUUCAGCCACGCACAGACAGUAGUGCUUUGUGUGGGCUGCUCAACUGUGUUGUGUCAGCCCACUGGAGGCAAAGCUCGACUCACAGAAGGAUGUUCCUUCAGAAGGAAGCAGCAUUAAGAUGUUCUCUGGAUGUUUGCUUGGAGAGGGGAAGAGAGAGAUGAUGAUGAUUUGGCCUCCAUGACUGUCGUCUGGUUAUUUCACAGAAACAAGAAAAUAUAACCGAAACACUCUCAAGGACGGGCAGGAAUGUUCACCAAACUGUCACUUUUUUCUCUUUCUGUUUCAGUCUCAAUAAAAUGUUUGGGCUAGAA
This is a messenger RNA of Misgurnus anguillicaudatus (oriental weatherfish), 493 nucleotides long. It is a transcript of the gene rps27.1, whose product is annotated as ribosomal protein S27, isoform 1. NCBI's taxonomy places the organism in Eukaryota, Metazoa, Chordata, Actinopteri, Cypriniformes, Cobitidae. Gene Ontology annotation, biological process: translation. Gene Ontology annotation, cellular component: ribosome. Gene Ontology annotation, molecular function: structural constituent of ribosome. The record is from RefSeq and is a predicted model, not a curated record.